AUGGAUGUAAGCGAUAACUCAAUUCGUACUACAAAUGGGCAAGCAACGUUUGAUGAUAGUGAUGAUUAUGCCUGUAUAAAUCGUUUACCAUGCACAUCAAAUCGUAAUAAAAUUGCUGUUCUUGGUACAAAGAAAUUGAAAACUGAAAAGCAAUCUCGAAUUGUUCUUCCUGAAGAGAAAUAUGUGGAAACACUGCAGAAAAUUAUUCAGCGCGACUAUUUUCCUGAAUUGUCUAUGCUUAAAGCUCAGAAAGAAUAUUUGGAUGCAUUAGCUGAAAAUGAUUUAUCAAAAAUUCGUGAGCUACAGCUUCUAUAUAGCACAAAACGAAUGGAUAAGCGAAUUUCAUCAACUUCACUAGAUAGUCCAGAAAGACAUGAUAGUCCUGAGUUAUUCGAUCCAGAAACUCCUUCUUCUAAUUAUUUAUAUAGAAAUGCGCCUUGGAAUAGCACUAGGAGUGAUGUUUGUAAUAAAAUGGGUGACAACGAAAAGAAAAGCCCAGAACCUUCCGAGCAAUUAACAGUUAAUCAGUUCGUCAACAAAUUCACAAAUGAAGAUAAUGCAUCAUUUGAAGAAAUAGCUCUCUUAGACAGUAAACGUGAGCGCAAUAAAAAUGCGUGGAUGUAUGAAGCUGAAGAAAAACAUAAUAAAGAACAGUUUGCCCGAGCCAAUGAACAGAUUAAGGCAGCCGAUGAACAGCUGAUGCUUAUGAAUACACCUGAAAAAGUUGGACAAAAACCAAAAGAUUUGGAUAACUGGAUAUGCAAAGCGCGAAACAAUGUUUUAUUUAAUUUGGAUGAAGUACCCUUAACUCCUGAAGAACGAUUAAGACGGCAAAAAAUGAAUGAAAAAAUAAUAAAUAAAGCUGCAACACGAUUUCAUUACGAUUUACAUAAAGUACAGGGUCAAAAAUCGAUAAUGCGACAGAAUAUUGUUGAUAAAGCGGGUAAGGUCGAUAUAACUGGAUGUGAGAUUAAACCGACCACUAACUCAGAUCUCGAUCUUUUGGCAACACCUUCACUUGCACCUGGUGUGGAAGAUACACCACUUAUGACUUGGGGUGAAAUCGAAGGUACUCCUUUUAGACUUGAUGCAGCUGAUUUGGCGAUCUCAGGAGUUGGUAGUGCUCCAGCGUUCAAGAUCCCUGAUUUGCCGUUGCGGGAGAAGAUUGCUCAGGACAUGACUGAAAGUAUCGCCAAGGGCUAUCUCGAAAAAAGAAAAAGUGCCAUUCGACAAGCAGAAAAAUAUCAUACGAAGACUCCUUCAUUCAGCUCUGUUCGUAAUACUGAUAGAUUACUUGUUAUGUCGCCUGCAGCAAGGCGUUUGGCUACGAAAGGCCUGGGUAUCCGCUUGGGUUCUGACAAACAACUUAAAGCUAGUUAUACACCAGUUUUUCGAAGGUCCAGAACACCCGCCUCCUCUCGAAUGUUGUCAACUCCAGGUGCUGAGGCAGAUCAAACACUUACUGCACAAUCGACUCCUAACUCUGACUCUAACUCCUUGAAACGUUCAAUUACGGAUAAUUUGCUCAAUUUUGGUGAAGAAAUUGAGAAAAAAUCGCGACCAACCGCAGCUGAUUUUUUUUAG
This is a messenger RNA of Dracunculus medinensis (Guinea worm), 1584 nucleotides long. The record is from the annotation of a GenBank genome assembly. Lineage: Eukaryota; Metazoa; Nematoda; Chromadorea; Rhabditida; Dracunculidae.